Aspergillus steynii IBT 23096 is the source of this 494-nucleotide messenger RNA. RefSeq lists its product as uncharacterized. Bases 146 to 328 code for a protein of 60 amino acids. The transcript is spliced from 3 exons. The record is from RefSeq and is a predicted model, not a curated record. NCBI's taxonomy places the organism in Eukaryota, Fungi, Ascomycota, Eurotiomycetes, Eurotiales, Aspergillaceae.
GCUGAUCUUAACUUUCCCUUCUCAUCGCGAUCAGUAUCUACAGAACGAUUCCGUCUGCCCUCGCUGAGCAAUAACAAACCACUCCACCACUUCAUCCAAUACAUCCAACACCCCGAAUCCAAAGAAUCAAACAGAAAGAACCAAGAUGCCUAGAGGUAGCUCUAGCGACUGUCUUCAACCCCCACUGACCCCCGCCGAACGGACCAUCGUCAAGUCCUACGGCGGCUGGACCCAGUUCCUGGCCAGCUUUGGUCUGAAGCCAUGGAACAGGGAGGAUGAGAACGAGGGGAAGAGGAUCCUAGAAGCGUUUGUUCGCGAUGAUGAUUAGGAUUGUGAUUAGUUAUCUAGGCUCCGUGUAGAUGGAAUAUCUAUGAUAUGAUGUGAUAUGGUUGAUAGGGUCGGGAUUGCUCGCCGUCUGGUCCUUGCCUGAUAAUGCAGGCAGACUGAAUGUACCUUCCACAGCUGUCGUUUACUGUCACACUCCUUCCCUCUUC